Messenger RNA from Diorhabda carinulata, 3477 nucleotides. RefSeq names its product insulinoma-associated protein 1-like. Bases 16 to 810 code for a protein of 264 amino acids. Gene Ontology annotation, molecular function: DNA-binding transcription repressor activity, RNA polymerase II-specific; RNA polymerase II cis-regulatory region sequence-specific DNA binding. Gene Ontology annotation, biological process: regulation of cell cycle process; neuron differentiation; negative regulation of transcription by RNA polymerase II. Gene Ontology annotation, cellular component: transcription repressor complex; nucleus. The record is from RefSeq and is a predicted model, not a curated record. Lineage: Eukaryota; Metazoa; Arthropoda; Insecta; Coleoptera; Chrysomelidae. The transcript is spliced from 2 exons.
GACAUUUCACGAGGGAUGCCUCGCGUGUCAUACCACCAUGAAAUGGAAUUCGAAACGUUCAGAAAUUAUCAAUCGAGUCUUCAGAGGUUAGCGUUGGAACCGCAAUUUUUUCAUCUACAGCAACAUUUUCUCAAAUUCUCCGAACCUUUGGAACUGACUACAACUGUACCGUUAGAUUUAAGUUUGAAGAGUCAUCAUAAUCAACCGAUUACCCCGCCUUGUACACCGUCUCCUGGAAGCAAAAAAAGCCGACAUUCACCUACACCCGAACUCCCUGUGAAGAAGCCGAAAGUAUCUGCAAGUGCCAACAAGAAAACCAAAGCUACCAGAAAACUAAACUUCGAAGAAGACAACACGUCUCCAGUUUCUGGAACGAUCAUAAGAGAACUUAGGCCCGAUGAAAACUUAGUUGUGAGGAAAGGCGACAUAGAUCCAGCCUUCAACGUCGUAGAAAUAACCGAAGAAGCCAAAGCCGAACUAGCCAAGAUUGAAAAUUUGAUUGGAGAUUAUGUUUGUCGUUUAUGUAGAGAACUGUAUGAAGAUGCUUUCGGAUUAGCGCAGCAUAGAUGUUCGAGGAUUGUUAAUAUCGAGUAUCGAUGUCCUGAGUGUGAUAAAGUUUUUAAUUGUCCGGCAAAUUUGGCGUCGCAUAGAAGGUGGCAUCGGCCGCGGCAGCCCAAGGAUACUAAACAGGACGAGCACAUUGAAGGAGAUUCAGAAUUAGAAGAUCAAUUCCAAUGUCCCGAAUGCGGAAAACGUUUUCGACGCAUCGCUUAUCUAAAGAAACACCAAUCUAUGCAUCAACUUGAAUGACAACGGCUUGUUCCCGUCAUCAGACCCAUCCCGAGAAUGCCGCCACGCCUUUGGAGGCCGCCGCCUCUGCCGCCUCCUGGGCCGAUCUGUAACAAUUCCGAACCGGCGACUGCUUCUCCUUCAUUUGAUACAAUAUGCGGUGUCGAAAGGUAUUUGCAAAACGUUUCUUGGAUCAACGGCUUCUGACGACAGCAAAGACCGGAUUAUUUGUAUAUGUUUUUGUAAAAAUAGGUAAGAAUUUUGUUUAAUGUGCCAGAAAUGUUCGUUUAAGAGAAAUAUGUUAUACAGGGUGUCUCUAAAAACAUUAAACAUGAUUCAACUGAGUAUACUGAGUUGAUUUUAAGCAAAUUAGAUUCUAAAAUGAUGUGGCGCGUUGACUUUUAUCUUCAACCGAACUACAUCGUGUGUAUCAAGCCAGGUUUCGUCUCAAUUCAUUGCCUUUCUGUCUUAAUACUUCGUGAUUUUCUUAGUAAAAUUAGUUGAGUAACAUCUUUAGUCGCUUUCAAUGAAUUUAAAUAGUUAAUAAUAGUUUUUAAAAUAUUGAUAGAUACCAGAUGUGUACGGAAAGUUAAUGAAUUGUUUGAAAAACGUGUAAAUUAUAAACUUUUAGGAACACUCUGUAUAAACAUCACUGAAUUUCGUUGCUAAUCAUUAUGAACUGUUAUUAUUGAAAGUAUGUUGAUUAUGAGUAUCAAUAUAAAUUUUACUGUCUAUUAAAUAGAUCAAAAUUUAUUAGAACAUUGCUUGGUUGAAUGAACAAAAUUAUUAUUGUGUAAAUAAUUAUUUAUAAUAUGAAAGUAAUUAUUGUACAUACAUUUUUUUAGAAUCAGAUUUCAAAUGAUCUCUAUUUAUAGUAUGUAAGUUUUAAAACGUGUUUUUCCUUUCGACAACUGUUAAGUGAGGAAAAGGAUUUGAAAAGCAUAUUUUCAAAAUUCUAAAACAUUUUAAGUUUUAGAUAGCUAUUCAUAAACAAUUUUAAACGCCAGAUUGGACAUUAGUUUCAGUACUUUUACUAUGAGCAUCGUUUUCCGCAUAAUAUGUUUACGUAAUCCAUCGAGCUCUUUCUUCUUCUGUGUCUUCAUGAUUUGUUCUUUUUGAUCUUACCUUCUUUUAACAACUGUUCAUUCAAUUCUUAGUUUUGAUUACUGAUGCAUGUUCUUGAAUAAUUGAAUAGCUAUUGCCAAAUAAAUUGGUUUUUUAAUUUAAAUUGUGAAAAUUAUCAUCCAAUAUUGAUAUAAUACUUUAGGAAUUAUAGAAUAUAAUUUCCUUUGACAACUACUUUUGACGGGUGUCACGUCAAUAUGUUAGGUUAGGUUGUCAUUUCAUAAACAAGAUGGACGACUGCGGAAACGUUUCCGACCCGGAAAGCGACAGGAUAAUGUAUAAUGAUGUUUCUGAUGUUUUAUUUUGGUAACUAGAUUCAUCGGUCCCUACUAUUUUCCCACACAAUCCUUGACGGAUAUCAAUACAUCAAUUAGAGAAAACAGGCAUCAUUAGAAUUUUCAUCAUGGAGCAGUCGAUUUCCGCGUAGUAGUUGCACAGCCAGUUUCACACCCCUCUGAGCGUUCACAGCGAAUUAUCUUAAGAAGAAACUGAGGACUAGAUGGGUAUAGUGAUAGCACAGGGAUAAAGCAACCGCCUUUCUCCUCCCAGCCGAAUUUGGUGGCUGGCAAUCCAUUCCCAAGCCAAUACUGAACCUGGAAAGAUAUGAAACGCUUGUAUAUAUAAUUGAAUGAUGAUUAUACGUACACGUAGCAAUAGGUGACUGAAGAUGAGAUCAAACUGACGAUGAAGGUUUCGCAUUCCCUUCUACUUAUGUCCCCAUCUCGUGGCAGUGCAACAUAACUUCAAGGCAUUUAUGUUCGGCAUCAUGUCAAUAUAAUGUUUUUAGUUGUUUUUCUUGAAAAUACGACGUACUCUUAUGAUGUUAGAUGUUGCAUACGACGUCAACUACACAAGACCAAAGAGAAAAAUGUGCCCGUUUGGCCGGGGCGAUUUACAAAAAUUUGGAAAGCGCUAUACACGUACCUGUCGCUUUUUGAAUCGGGAAGGCCCCCGCAGUCGUCCGUGAUAACCGACCAAAAGUAGUUUCAAAAUAAAUUGACUUAAAAUUAAGUUUUGUCGGUCUAGAAAAAAAAAAAAUUCUGUCGUCUAUACAAUAUUUUCCACCUAGUUGUGGUUUUUUAGAUAAAAUUCCUGGGCUAUAAUGAUACCUAUACAACGUAGUCAUGCAUAUUAUAGAGAAUAUUACUUUGGUACAUUUCAGAAUGGGUUUUUUUCAGAAAUGACAAGAAUAUUUGUAAAUAAUCACACGAUCUGUAAUUUUGGUUUAACUAUUCUUAUUAUAAAAUGUAUCUCUUUUAUGAAAAAACUCAUUGUUUCGGAACUUUUUUUUUGAAAAAAAGUUAUUGCUCACAUAAUACCAUCUAGAAUUAAUAAUAAAUUCGAUCUAAUCACAUUUCUCAUGUUCAUAUUAAACUUCUUGUGGAUAUAUUCCUAAUUUAACUGUGCUAUAAUACUUAGUCAAUAUAUUUCUAGUCAUUUCUAGUCAUAUUAACCUACCUAGUCAACCUCAUAGUCACAUAAUUUUAGUUUAGUUAAGAGAAUAAAAGUGUACUUUUAUUUUUAGGAAUUAUACUUUAAACAAUAACAAAAAUGAAAGAAAAA